Messenger RNA from Candida albicans SC5314, 996 nucleotides. RefSeq lists its product as uncharacterized. NCBI's taxonomy places the organism in Eukaryota, Fungi, Ascomycota, Pichiomycetes, Serinales, Debaryomycetaceae. The transcript has a single exon. The record is from RefSeq and is a predicted model, not a curated record. The coding region runs from base 1 to 996 and encodes 331 amino acids.
AUGGCAACACUAAAGAAAAAAGACAAGAAAGCAUCAGCUUACUUUACUUCUUCAACCACCACACCUUUAAACUAUUCUAAUCCUGUACGACUUGCAUUUUUAGGAGGUCCAAAAUCAGGCAAAACGUCAACUAUAUCCAAGCUAACUGCAGGAAACUUCCGAGACACGUAUUAUCCAACUCAUCAGAUACAUCCAAUUCUUUUCAAUUACAAACCUUCCAAUGAAGCUUCAAAAGUCUUAACUGAAUUUGUGAAAGGAAAUGAAGACACUAUUCUUAGUCCAAUGUUAAACUCAAAUGAGCUCGUUCCCACCAAUGAGUAUUACAAAGUUGGUAAUAAUGAUGUUGGUCCAAUCUUGGUUGAAUUGAUAGAUACACCAAGCUUUAACCCACAACAAGUUGUUCCAUUCUUGGAAGCAUCAUUGUAUACCAAUUUAGAUAAAGAAAUUUUAGGAAACCUUGCCAACGAACCUCGUAAACCAGUAUCCACCAAUCCGUUACUAGUUGCAAGUGGAGCAAGUGAAUUGAAUGGUAACAUAAAUGGUUAUUUUUUUGUCUAUAGUGCAGUUCCAGGCUCGUCACCUCCGGGAUAUGAUGAAGAUCUUUCAAACUUUACCGGCGAUAACACGUUCAGUUUAUUACCGGUUAUCAAAGGGGCAUUAGAGGAUGCCUGGCAGGAGUAUAACGAAUAUAUCAGGAAAAAGAAUGCAGAGAAAGAACAAGAUUUAUUUUCUUUUAAAGUGGCUCUUCGAAAUCUACUAAAAGAACCUAGUAGUAACAACAGUGAUAAGAAAGGUGUUGAAACCAAAGAUUAUUCGCCUCCAAUUUGGAUUCUAUGUACACACAAAGACAGCAAUUUAGCAUCGCCAAAAUUAAUAGAACAAGGGAAACAGUUGGCUCGUGAAUGGAACUGUGGGUUUCUUGCAAUGGAUAAUCUGGAAGAUAACAUAGAUAUUUUAUUGACAUUAAUGAUUAGAGACAUUAUAGAAAGAAAGUAA